Seminavis robusta is the source of this 1461-nucleotide messenger RNA. Lineage: Eukaryota; Bacillariophyta; Bacillariophyceae; Naviculales; Naviculaceae. The record is from the annotation of a GenBank genome assembly.
AAAUUUCGGAGUAUGUACCGGUACCGCACCACUCGGCUCUUCUUGGAUGUUCAAGCGUUCAAGUGCCUGAGCUUGAUGACUGAUCGUGCGGAACCAGCUAGCUAGCGGGGUUGAUCCGACCCUUCCGAGGACCUGCCACUCCCAAUGAAAGCUGCCUCACUCAACGAUCUCUCACAAUUUUGAGCUCUCGACCUCUUUCUAUAGCUAGCCAGCCAAACCGUAUCACCUUUGCAACCAUGGGCGCCAACCAAUCGACCAAAUCGCUUCAAGAAUACACCAAGGAAGAGAUCGGCAGCACAGUCGCUUCCUACGGUGCCAAAUUCCAAGAAUACCAAGCCGUCAUUAUCGCCAAUGGCAUGGACGGGGGCUUUUUGACUUCCAUCGAGACCGAACAAGACUUUCUGGAGACCCUGGAUGAUCUCGAGAUUCACCAACGGCUUCACCGCAAAAAGUUGCUGCGAGAAUGGAGCAAGGCCACCGGUAAUGCCAUGCCUCGUAACAGCCUUCGUCACAGCGUAAGCAUAGACAGUGCGGCCAGCCCCGCGCAGAGUCAAGCCCGGGAAAUGAUGGGUGCCAUCGACGCGGAGAAUGUCGCACUACGUCGGAGUCUGGAAGCGCUUCAUGUGGACCAAAAACGACACUCCAGCUUGGAAAAACGAAAGGCUCCACCCAAGGACCAGGCAGUCAUUGUCUUGACGGACAUUGAAGAAUCCACCAGUCUCUGGGAAACCAAUCCCAUCGUCAUGCGACAGGCCUUGAACCUCCAUGACAAGAUUAUGAGAAGUCAGAUUGCGGUACACGCCGGAUAUGAAAUCACCACCGAGGGUGAUGCCUUUUCCGUGGCAUUCCAUGAUGCCACGGAUGCGCUCAACUUUGCUCUGCGCUUGCAAGAAGCCAUGAACGCUGUCGCAUGGGCUCCCGAGCUGCUCCGCCUUCCAUGGGCCGCCGAUGACGGCAAGGGUCGACGAGGACUGCGAGUACGGGUCUCCAUGCACCUGGGCAGUGUCAAGCAAAUGAAGGAUCCUUGCUCCGAUCGCAUCAGCUACAGCGGGGAUGCCGUGGACACGGCCAAGAGCCUGGAAAGCUUGGCCGUGGGAGGCCAAAUCAUUGCCAGUCUGCAAACCUGGGAAGCGGCAAACGAAGCUGAAGUGGGUGCACCACUGGUAUCUCUUUUGGGGACCCAUCUUGUGGCCCAAAAAAGAGACUGCACUGCAGAGCCUACAUCCGUCAACAUUCUCGAGGUAGCGCCUCCUUCCUUGAACAUUAUUGGAAAGACCAAGGAGCAGACCAAGACGACAGCACCAGUCGCGACUAGUACGUCAAGUACCUCGACAGAUUGGCUUCGCGGCAUGAUCCGUGGUGUCGCUACUACGACGCGAGUUUCAUAGACGUGCUCGCAGCAAAGCAUGUAGAUACAACACCGUAACACUGUAUAAGUCUAGCUAGAUCCAUUUGCACAUC